GAGAGUGUGUGUGUGUGAGAAAAAAGAACAGAGAGAGCAAAAGAGAGACAGAGAGAGAGUGUGAGAGAGAGGGAGAAUUGUCACCCAGGGCAGAGGCAAUGUCCUGUUAUCCUGUGCGGGGGCUCCCACUCCUCCCAGGCAAUACUUUCCGGGACCCCACGAAGUCUAACUUCCAUCGAUCACAGACUUUCAUCUACAAGAAUGGCAUUGCUCUCCCUGUUGUGCCCAAGGUCGGGAUUGGUGGGGAACCAAUCCAUGUGAAUCAGCUGUCUCUAUCUGAUGUGGAUGAAUUGGCUAAUAAAAGACCAACAUUAACGUAUGGCCAGGCCAAACAGGCCCCACCAGCAGAUUUCAUUCCUGGGCAUGUGGCUUUUGAUAAGAAGGUGUUGAAAUUUGACGGAUAUUUCAAGGAAACAGUUCAUGAAUCCCCACAUGAAUAUUAUCGGGUUCGACCGAUCAUCCUGUACUAUUACCUGGAGGAUGACAGUAUUUCCAUUCAUGAGCCAGAAGUGGAUAACUCUGGACUAACUCAGGGCAAACUGAUCAACAGACAGCGACUCCCCAAAAAUGACCAAGGAGAUUGUUGGCAUUGGAAGGACCUCAAUGUCGCCAUAGAGGUGGUGGCAUAUGGAAAGCGAUACCGCCUCACUGGCUGUGACAAAUUUACAUGUGAUUUCAUGGUGAGCCAUGGCAUUAUCCCAAAUUGUCCAGAGAUGAUCCCACCAGAUCCCUACAUCGAGAGUCGCAAAAGAAACCCUGCUCGGGAGCAUGUCACUCCCUCAGACUUUGAUAAACUCAAACAGUUCCUAACCUAUGACCGGAAGGUUUUGAGAUUUUAUGCGUACUGGAAUGACACAGACAAUAUGUUUGGUGAGUGCAGACGGUACAUUAUCCAUUAUUACCUGGCUGAUGGGACUGUGGAAAUCCGUGACGUUUAUGAAAAGAAUGACGGACGAGAUCCUUUUCCAAUGAUGGUGGGUCGGAGGCGUUACCCCAAAACAUUGAAAGAUGAGGCAGCAAAUUUUCCCACAAUCUCAAUGGAGGUGGCUGACCAGGAGGUGAAGGAAUGGUAUGGUCCUCGGGAUUUCAUUGUUGGUCAACCUGUCACUCUUCUCGGACGUGAAUUCUUCAUCUAUGACUGUGAUGAGUUCACCAAGAAUUACUUUUAUCAGAACAUUAGGGGGGUGGAACUUCAUCCUGUUGAUGUCAUCAAGAAACCUGCACCACCAGAGAAAAAGUGGGUUCCUCCAUACAAUGGAUUUGGUUCAGUGGAGGAUUCGCUGGGGAACUGUUUGUCAUUCAUCCCCAAACCACCAAAAAAGGAUGUCCUCAAAAUGCUGGAAAUGGACAAGAUCAUCCUGCGAUAUGAGGCUAAGAUGGAGUCCAGGAAUCCUGAUGACUGGAAUCGGCGUUUUAUCCUCAGCUUCCAUGUGGCCACUGAUGAGAUCAGCAUCUUUGAACCUCCACUCCGCAACUCUGGGAGAAUAGGAGGGAGAAUAUUGUCAAAGAUACGGAUUCCCAAACCAGGAAGCAAUGUGGAAAAGCCAGAAUUUUAUACAGCCAAGGAUCUGGCCAUCUGCUCAAUUGUCGAAGUACUCGGUUGCCGCUUCAUCAUCACCGACGCUGAUGAAUAUGUUUACAAAUACCUGCAAGCAAAUGCUGCAGAAUUUCCAAGUGAGGUUCUCAACUCAUUCCAGCAGAAAGCUCAGGAAAGGAAGGCACAAAUGGUCCAGGAGUCUCUGGAGACUCAACAGAAGGAGAUGGAUCAGAAAGCUCGCUCUGUGUCAUUUGGUGAUCCGGUACUUGCUCCUGCCGAGAUCAGCAGUGAGGACUAUGUAAUGAUACCAUCAGAAUGCAGACAGUUCCUUGACCCUAGUCCAUCAAAAGCACAGUUCCAGGAGGAUAUCCAGACACAUCAAUACAAGAGAGAUAUCUGCCCACCACUGAACCAGGGAGAUAUCCGCCCACCACAGAUCCAGGGAGAUAUCUGCCCACCACAGAUCCAGGGAGAUAUCUGCCCACCUCAAUAUCAAGCAGAUAUCUAUAUGCCACAGAACCAAGGCGAUGCUUGCCCACCACAGAAUCAGGGAGAUAUCCGCACACCUCAAUACCAGACAGAUAUCCGCAUACCACAGAACCAGGGAGAUAUCCACAUACCUCAAUACCAGACAGAUAUCUGUGCACCUCAACACCAAGGAGGUAUCUGCCCAUCACAAUCCAAGGCAGAUAUCCACACACCUCAGUGUGUUCCCAAUGGACUUCAAGAUCAAAGUACAUAUAAGAAUUAUAACUGUUGAUGUUGAAAAGGGGAACAAUGAUCUUUGUAAUUGGGAACAUAAUGCAAACUGAAUAAAAUAAUAUUUGAAACAUUU
This is a messenger RNA of Rhincodon typus (whale shark), 2372 nucleotides long. RefSeq names its product EF-hand domain (C-terminal) containing 1 (gene efhc1). Lineage: Eukaryota; Metazoa; Chordata; Chondrichthyes; Orectolobiformes; Rhincodontidae. Gene Ontology annotation, biological process: cilium-dependent cell motility; mitotic spindle organization; mitotic cytokinesis. Gene Ontology annotation, cellular component: axoneme; mitotic spindle. The record is from RefSeq and is a predicted model, not a curated record. The transcript has 10 exons. Bases 99 to 2297 code for a protein of 732 amino acids. Gene Ontology annotation, molecular function: alpha-tubulin binding.